Molecule: messenger RNA, 624 nt
Organism: Glarea lozoyensis ATCC 20868
Lineage: Eukaryota; Fungi; Ascomycota; Leotiomycetes; Helotiales; Helotiaceae
Product: Isochorismatase-like hydrolase
Exons: 4
Coding region: 1-624 (207 amino acids)
Source: RefSeq, a predicted model, not a curated record
AUGGCACCACCACCAAGCACAGCAAUAGUUCUCAUAGACCCAUACAACGAUUUCCUCCAUCCCUCCGGGAAACUCACAGCCGCCCUCGCGGACUCACUUGCGAGCAAUGAUGCCAUCAAGCAUUUGCAGACACUUGUGAAAUACGCUCACGCGAAUCAGAUUCCCAUCUUCUAUGGGCUGCAUCAACAGGUCAAACCUGGGUUCUUGGCUGGCUGGGCACAUCCAACAGCAAACCAGCUAGCGCAGAAGACGAAUGUUGCGUUUGAGGAGGGGGCUUGGGGAGCUAAGAUUUAUGAGGGGUUGGAACCUGAUGUUGUUGGGAAUGGGGAUGUGGUUGUUAGUAAACACUGGUGUUCAAGUUCCUUCCAAAACACCGACCUCCACUACCAGCUCGGCCAGCGAGAAAUCAAGAAUCUCGUCUUCGCGGGGUUGACUGCGAAUACCUGUAUGGAAAGUACGGCUAGAUAUGCAUAUGAGCUGGGAUAUAAUAUUACGAUGUUGAAAGAUGCUACGGCAGGUUGGACUGUUGAGGCCACUACUGCGGCUACGGAUUUGAUUUGGCCACUAUUUGCGAACCAGGUUUUGACUGUUGAUGGAUGGAUUGAGAGUUUGAAGGGGAAUUGA